This is a messenger RNA of Haliotis rufescens (red abalone), 1665 nucleotides long. RefSeq names its product cytochrome P450 2C25-like. The coding region runs from base 117 to 1616 and encodes 499 amino acids. Gene Ontology annotation, molecular function: iron ion binding; heme binding; oxidoreductase activity, acting on paired donors, with incorporation or reduction of molecular oxygen, reduced flavin or flavoprotein as one donor, and incorporation of one atom of oxygen. Gene Ontology annotation, biological process: xenobiotic metabolic process. Gene Ontology annotation, cellular component: cytoplasm; intracellular membrane-bounded organelle. The record is from RefSeq and is a predicted model, not a curated record. The transcript is spliced from 4 exons. NCBI's taxonomy places the organism in Eukaryota, Metazoa, Mollusca, Gastropoda, Lepetellida, Haliotidae.
AGUUGGAAAAAAACAGGAUGCUGAUCAGAAAAAUAGGCCAUGGUACUGCAGCGUAUGUAGCGGAUUGCAGUUUUACGUUACAUCUAUAGUGCAUUAGUGCAUAUCCCGACACCGCAAUGUCAAUAUGUGACUGUGUUUGUGUGAGCCCGACCUGGCUUCUGGUUGCUGCUGUAAGUAUACUCGGCCUGUGGCUCGGAACGCGGAAACCGCAGCACAUACCCCCAGGUCCCCCGACACUGCCGCUGAUCGGCAAUCUCCUCUCCUUGUCGGGGGGUGAUGUCAGACACAUCUUCCAGAAGUUAAGGAAACAGUAUGGCGAUGUGUUUAGCCUUUAUUUUGGCAACAAGCUCGUCAUUGUCUUUAAUGGCCACGAAACGCUCAAAGAGGCGUUUGUGAAGUAUGGGGACAAUUUCAGUGACCGACCAAAGGGGCUGAUGUAUGACGAAUAUACAAAGAGAAUGGGCAUCGUGAAUUCAAGCGGCCAGAUGUGGAAAGAGCAAAGAAAAUUCUCUCUCUCCGUUUUGCGUGACCUUGGCCUUGGCAAGAAUGUUAUGGAAACAAGUAUCCUUGUUGAAGUGACGUCGUGUCUCGACGCCAUCCUGGCGCAGAACGGCGCGACUUUCGACAUCAACAACAUCAUCAACGCAAGCAUCUGUGACGUUAUUUCGUCUCUAAUCUUCGGGAAGAGGUUUGGAUAUGACAAUGAAGAAUUCAAAUCUUUUAUGUAUGAGAUCAACGAGAAUAUGAAGAUAGUCGGCGGGACAUCACUGGGUCACUUUUUUCCAGUUUUGAAAUACUGUCCUGGAGAUCCACUCAAACUCGGGACUAUGGCUCCGCGGGAUGUCAUACUCAGGGGCUUUGUACAGAAACACAUACAGCUGCAUAAGGCGGACCCAAACCUUCAACAACAGGUCGACUUUGUUAAUGCCUAUCUGAGGGAGGUUAAACAUCAGCACACCACUAAUCCGGACAGCACUUCGUUUAGCGAUGAGAUGUUAACUCAUAUUAUUCUCGAGUUUUUCGUGGCUGGAACGGAGACGACUACAACGACAUUGCGGUGGGCUCUCCUGUACCUGAUCCUGCACCCAGACAUCCAGGAGAAGGCACAGCUAGAGUUGGACCAGGUCUUUGAGAAGGAGCACCAGCCCUCAAUGAGUGACAGGCGUUGCCUCCCCUUCAUGGAAGCUCUCAUCAUGGAGGUGCAGAGACUCGCUGAUGUUGUCCCCUUCUCUGUGCCCCACGCGCCUCCCCAGACCACACAAUUCAGGGGAUUCACCAUUCCCGAGAACACCAUACUGCUUCCGAACAUCAGCUCCGUCCUAUCCGACCCCGAUGUUUGGGGGGAUCCCGAAACAUUCAGACCGGAGAGGUUCCUAGACGAGAGCGGAAGUGUCCGUCGAGAUGAGGCAGUCAUCCCCUUCUUCAUGGGAAGAAGAAUAUGCCUUGGUGAGUCACUAGCCCGGAUGGAACUGUUUCUUUUUCUUACGUCAUUGCUGAAAACGUUCAAAUUCCGGGUGCCGGAAGGGGAACCGCCACCAGAUCUUGGAGGAAUUCUGGGUAUAACCCGGAUGCCACGGCCAUUCAAAAUAAUCGCCACUCCCAGACACAACACCUGACCACCCCUGUAUAAUACGUGCCCAGUCUGUACAAUAAUAAAUACUUGUA